AUGAAUCUGGUCGAGGCCCUGCAUGACGAAGCCACGGAUGUCGGGCUCGAUCUUGUUGCGGAUGAUGCAUUUCUGUUACCAGCUGAUCUUGCAGCACUUUGCCCAUCAGAUCGCUCAAGACAUGCAGGUUUUCAGCUUUGGGCCCCAGAAAACAAGACCCAACUCUUGCGUUUGCAAGUCUUUCACCAUGAUGAGCAACAUCGCCCAUGGUGCUACUUUUAUCUAUUGGUCAAGGAACGUGUAAAGUUCUUCAAUUCACAGUUGUCCACAAUCCACAGCCAACGAUACUUGCUAUCAAAGCAAAAAAAGAAGUAUUUGAAGGGCAUUGAACCCAACCCGAUUCGAACGGAUAACCUUCAGGAGAUUCCAAGUAAACUGGAAUCUGACGCGCUACCGUUGCGCCAUGGGUCCUGUUGUUACUAA
This is a messenger RNA of Trichoderma atroviride IMI 206040, 423 nucleotides long. The record is from RefSeq and is a predicted model, not a curated record. NCBI's taxonomy places the organism in Eukaryota, Fungi, Ascomycota, Sordariomycetes, Hypocreales, Hypocreaceae.